Messenger RNA from Fomitiporia mediterranea MF3/22, 1267 nucleotides. Its product is annotated as FAD/NAD-binding domain-containing protein. Bases 1 to 1125 code for a protein of 374 amino acids. Gene Ontology annotation, cellular component: cytoplasm. Gene Ontology annotation, molecular function: electron-transferring-flavoprotein dehydrogenase activity; flavin adenine dinucleotide binding. The transcript is spliced from 7 exons. The record is from RefSeq and is a predicted model, not a curated record. NCBI's taxonomy places the organism in Eukaryota, Fungi, Basidiomycota, Agaricomycetes, Hymenochaetales, Hymenochaetaceae.
AUGUCCAAGCAAAACAUCGUUGUCGUUGGUGGUGGCGCUGCAGGUACAGCAAUCACUAUAUUGCAAAGUGGUCAUAAUUCUUCCGAUUAUAAUCUCAUUCUAAUCACCCUUCGCGAAGUGUUCGUGCAUCUGCCCGCAGCUAUCCGCAUGCUCACCUACUCCGAGGAUGCCCUCGAAAAUAAAGCACUUGUACCCUACGACUCCCUUUUCUCUAAAGGAAUCGGUUCAGUCAAAAUUGGUAAAGUGGUCGGCAUUGAAGAGAGCUCCACCGGUUCCGGUGGCAACGUCCUACUCGAGGGCGGCGAGAAAGUGGCAUAUAGAUAUCUUGUCUUAGCUACUGGAAGUGUUUGGGAGGGUCCCCUUGCGGCAGUCAACGGUCAGAAGCAGGACCUCUUGUCUUCGGUAGAGAGCUGGAGAGAGAAAAUUAAGAAAUCGAAGAAAGGAAUCGCAAUUAUUGGUGCUGGAGCUGUUGGACUAGAAUUCGCGGGAGAAAUACUUGACGCCUAUCCGGACAAGAAGGUCACAAUCGUUAAUGCUACCCCUCUGCCACUCAACGACACAUAUCCGGAGAAAUUCAGAAAGGAUGUUCUCAAGAGAUGGCAUAAACGCGGCGUUAGAUUCCUACUUGAAGACCGCAUUGAUGACGUACCAGAGGGUGAAUUUAGCUCAGUAGCAACGAAGAAUGGACAAACAUUCGAAGCAGAUGUAGUUCUUGCCACACGUGGACCAAGGCCCAAUACUGCCUACCUCGAGUCUUUGGGCGUCCUUGAUGAUCGAGGCUGCGUGAAAGUCGACUCUACUCUCCAAUUGACUGGUCAUCCGAACAUCUUUGCCGCCGGCGAUAUAAUCUCUUUCAAAGAACAGAAGCAGGCGGCAAAGACUGCAGGGCACGUAGGAGUGAUCAUCCCCAAUAUUCUCAGCCUCGUCUCUGGAAAGGAUGCAAAGAAGACGUAUGGAGGUUCAAUGGAAGGCAUAUUCGUCACAAACGGCAAGAAUCAGGGUGCAGGCUUUGCAGAUGCGCUCUGGGGACUGACGUUUGGCGACAGGGUAGUUCCUAUGGUUAAGGGAAAGGGUCUGUUUGUGGCCCAAACAAGGGCUGCAUUGGGUUUGGUGGAUGCCAAGUGAUGCAAUCCUUUACUUGUAUGUCGCUUGGUAUUCCUCGCUUCACAUGUUACCGCAAACUCUCUUAGAUAUACCCUGUAGUCACGCUUGGGACUUGUUGAUAACUCCGAGGCGAUGUUGUGCGAUUGUGAUAGUUGUGGUCAGC